Molecule: messenger RNA, 2515 nt
Organism: Toxoplasma gondii ME49
Lineage: Eukaryota; Apicomplexa; Conoidasida; Eucoccidiorida; Sarcocystidae
Exons: 1
Coding region: 715-2028 (437 amino acids)
Source: RefSeq, a predicted model, not a curated record
CGUGGCGGACACCACCCUGACGGUUGCUUUUAGCAGGAGUGUCUUGUGGCUGAGGUACCUUGCAGUUUUGUCACCCGCCACUGUGGCCGAAAUGCCACCUUGAACAGAGAUGGGAUUGCUCUUCAAGGUAGUUUACACCCCCACGGAACUAUUUUCUGUACUGAAGCGCUCGCGCAUGAACAACCGGAACCAGUGUACCAGCGUCGUACGCCUCUGCGCAUCGGCAUUGUGCUCUUGAAAUCACGCGUAGUCCGACCGCCGCUUUCGACACCAUCGUCUUCCUCGCUGCGCCAGUAAGUGGACAACGAAGUUAGCUUUGUUUAGUGUUACCACCUUCAAGUUGUCCCCCUGAAGAAGAGCUUUUAUCAGGUGCGGGGAGUUGAUGACCUUGAUGACCUGGAGGGUGAGUUCUCAAUCCACCCUGGUCAUCCCGAUUUGCUAGCCAUCUGCAUGCCAUCCGGUUGACCCGAAACGCAAAAGCGCAUCUGGUCUUGAGGCUUCUUGUUGCUAUUCUUACAGCCGUUGUCAACUCCAGUUUCACUUGUUCAGCCUGUUUCCUGAGCUCUCACCUGAUUCAUACGACAAACAAAAUUGCUUCAUGGUUCGGCGCAUCCUCUUCCGUGGUGGUACCACAGCAAGCUCCCCAAUUUUCUGCAGUGUGGCACUGGCCGCUGCAGAGGAGUUGGUUCUGCUACUAGUGCUUUGAGUGAAAACAUGCGGGUGCAACGACCCACGAAUUACGUCGUUCACUCGCAAAGGACUCUACCGCAAUGGAAGUGGAACGCUUAUGCAGAGGCGCCUCCGGCACCUUUGCUCGCGAGUGGCGUCGUUGCCGACGAGGACAUGAGCGUACCAGCGCUGGUUCGGACUUACCAAGCACAGAUCACAGCUCUCACUCACGCACAUGAAGAGAUCAUGCGUGACAAAGUGCGCCUGGAAAGACUGGUGGAGCCAUACGUGUGUCCCAAAACUCGAGAGCUGGUGGCGGAACCUAGCGAGGACAUUCUGCUGCUCAAGAAAGGAUUUGACAUACGCCUGCAGCAGUUUAACGAGGACUGCAGAAAAGCAUCCAAGCUAGAAUGGAUUAUCCAGCGCAAGUUGAUGCACAUAGAGGAAAAGGAGGACAAGUGGGUAGCGACUCAUCCGUGCCAAGUGGAAGCUACCUGCCGAGCACUGAAGAAAGUAAAAGACCAAGGCCGUCUUAUCAAAAUUCUUCAACAUGAGCUCGACGAAUGUCUCUACUUCAAUGACUUAUACGCUGAACAGCUUCGAAAGAUGAGGAACGAGUGUAGCGCCGGAGUUCAUGCGGGCAGGCCACAGCCUACUUUCUACACCGUUCGGACGCUUCAUCAGGACUUUGAGACGUCUUUCAAGCACGCCUCCGAUUGGGUUAAAGCCAUUCGUGUGAAUCCCCUCAAUAAUGUGAUACCUCGGCUGCGCGAACCUCCGCCUCCAGAGGGCCCCUUCGAGCCAGGUUUCGAACCUCCGAGAGAUGCGCCGCUGCAAAAACCUGUCGAGCAGCACGUGCACGGUGCACCGGCGGCGAAGCCGGGGAUAGCUGAUGGCGAAGGCACGAUGCUGUCCCAGUUGUUCAAAGCACUAGGCGGCAUCACAGAAGCGGCAGCAGAUAUCAAGAAGACUGUUGCAGACGAAAUGGGCAAGGAUCGAACUCGGCGGCGCUCUCGGGAGCCGAGCAGGGAACCGGCUGCAGACUUGCUCGAGCAAGUGUUAGACAGGCAUGGAACACGUGACGUUGAGCGGGAGUCAAUGACUUCUCCCCGUGGCGCGCGAAGAUCUCCACGACCGGGGACCGUGUCGCCUCGACACGAAAUGCGGCCGACGUUAGCGAGAGACGCCACGAUCCGGUCAAUGGAUGACGUACUUAGAAAACCACAAAGGACGAUCUCUAGCCCACGGCUCGGUUUACGCUUGGGAACUAGGACUCUCCGAUCACCCAGGAGCAUUGUGGACGAGCAGCCUGCCCCUUCCCUGAGUCGUGCCAUGUCUAGUGCUUUUCUGGGAGGGUGACGCGUAGGAGUCUUCUUUAGCGUCAACAGUGUGCCUCGUGAAUCUUCGCUGGUCCUAAGGUUUUUCCUACACGUGCUACUGUCCUCUGGAGGCUGUCUGGCGUUUUCAACUGGCAAUCGUGUUCGCCAUGACCAUGAAUUCUUCAUCGUCCGUUUGUCGUGUAGUAGUCCAGAGUACCGCCCAUGGGCGCCAAAACAUCCUCAGACGACGCCUAACAGUGGUGGGCUAGUUUCAGAGGAACAAUGUGCUUCAUCUGCAGAUCAGGUGAUACUUCGUGAAGACGGACGCGACUUUGUUGUUACCGUCUCCCGUGACCCUACACAGAACCGUUGGUGGCUCAUGUGUUCUUUUUAUCUAUCAACGGCGUUCUUCUAGGCAAGACGGUGCUGUCCGUGGAAGGGCUUUUUCCGCUGACGCUGAAACUGAGUGGAGCCCAUACACGAGCGAAACCAAAUAUGUCAACAGAUUGUAUAACUUUUCUCCCUUC